AUGAGUAGACUCCCGUUAAAAACCUCGAUAACUGAUGCUACUGCUCCCAGCAUCCUGGAUGCUGAGAAUAAUGCUUUGGCUAAUGGGAGAGAGAAAACGAGAAUUCGCGAAAAUUCCCGAGGAAGGAGAUCAGAUUCCAAGGACCGGAGAAGUGCAUCAGCAUCCAAGGGUCGCAGAAUUUCCCGCAAUAGGAGCGGUGGAAGCAGACAUGGCACCAAGAAGAACUCUGCAAUACGAUCCUCCUCACAUAGUGUUAGGAGUAGUAGCGGAUCAUUAGAACUGUUGGAUGUAGAAGAUGGAGAUGCGAAAGGCAGAAGAUCUCGAGUACCCCCUAUGCGAGGCAAAGGGAGUACCAGCCACAGAAGUUUUUGCGCCAACGCCGAAGAUACCAAACCUAGAGCAAACGACUCUGAAGCAAAGAGGGGUGGCAUCAUAGAUCUUGCCAAUCCAUCUGGAAAAAGCCAAGCUCCAAGUGCUGAAAUAUUGUACGGAGAUGAAGAUUUCAAGGGGAAAGCAAAGGCAUCGCGCGGUUCGAAAAGGUCCCUCAAGCCUGGAGCCGAACUUAUCAGGGUAUCUGGACACAACAAGAGCAGUGGCGGUACUGCCCGUAGCACUGCACUGUUGUACGGAGACGAAGAUUCCAAGGCUAAAGCAAAGGCAUCACGACUCCCCAAAAUACCUUCCAAACCUGGUGUGGAUCUUGUCAGAGAACUUGUCAAAACAGGGGCUAAUAUUGGCAGCGACCAAACCAUAGAAACAUUGUAUGGGAUCAGUGACAAAGACAGCAAAGCAAAGUCAAAGGUAGCGCAGGGCUCUUCGCAUCGCAGCAAGGGAUCGUUGGGAUCUUCUUCGCAUCACAGUAACAGAAGGAGUACUAUCAAGACAUUAUACGGAAAUGAUCUCGAUGCCAAGACCAAAAUGAAGCGAUCGCACAGCUCGAGGUCCAUUAAGGCUGGAAAACGCGUGGCUGAAGAAACUGAAUCAUCAGAGAGCAGAUCGUCAAGCGAUAUGCCCCCCCCAGCGGAAGACUAUGUGGCUGGAGACAUGGCGAUUGAGGACGACUCUCAUUCGGUAAUGGCGGAGAACUCAGUUGUCGAGAGUGAUAAAUCCAAUGAGGCGUCCAAGAAGCAAAAGUCACAAAAGAAAAAGAAACCUUCUAAAAAAAUGUGGAUUACGUUGGCUUUCAUCACUCUUGUCGUUGGCGGUGGAAUGACAGCCUUCAUUGCUCUCAAAGGCGACGAUGAUCAAGGUGCACAAGCCAAAGAUGCUGUUACCCAAGAUCCUUCUGCCGACAUACUAACGGCUCCAAACGGUUCUCCAAAUGGUACAUCAACAGCAUCACCGUCCGAAAAGCCGCUUCUGGACCCACCAAGUGCUGAAGACUGUGCUGCCAUUACGAACAACCAAACCAUUGCAGAUAACAAUACAUUGUCUCAAAGCGACUGGAACAUCAACAUUCAGAUCAGUGUCAAGGGUGAAACUGGAAUGACUGACGAAAUGAUACAAGAAUUGUUGGAUUCCAUUCAGGAGCUCCUGCUUCCUUCUAUGGCUGGUUGCAAUAAUGGAGAUCAGCGAAAGCUAUUCGAAUUGAGAAAAGCAGUCAUCCGAGGAGCUUCCCGAGAGCUGAAACGAUUUCUCUAUGAGGCUCGAUAUGCCAUUCUAUAUGCCCAUGUCAAAGGUGAAUUGCUUGAAGAUGUAGGUUGUGUGGAUACAACUACUCCCGAGUUGUGCUAUGUCGUACUUGUGGAAUUUUCCAUACUUUUGGAUGCUGAUAUUACUUCUGCCGAUCUUGAAGCAAUUAUAUUGGAGGAAUUGGAAAAUGGUGACAACAUUGUAUCGAAGUUGGACCUACAUGCCUCGUUCCUAUCUGUGAAUGCAAGGAACAUAACUGAUGUGACACCAACCGAAGCUUCAUCUUCCCCACCAACGAGUGCUUCAUCUCGAAGUUCAAGCAAAAGCCCGACAAAGUCUCCUACAGUUCAGUCUCCAACAAAAGUUCCUGAUAGCCCUACAUCUGUGCCAGUGCCGCCACCAAUCCCGGUUUCAGGCACACCUACAUCUAUGCCUGUCGAUGAACACACGUUGGCUCCCAUUCCAUCUCCCUCUGAAGUGCAAAGGGACGAUCCAAGCAUCUCGCCAUCUACGAUGCUAUCCAUGUCACCAUCUACAGCACCGUCAUCAAUGCCACCAACUGCAUUUCCGACAGCUUUGACUUCAAGCUCACCAUCCACAACGCCGCUAUCGGCACCACCGGUACCUUCGCCAACGAUGGAGCCAUCGGUAUCUGCAACAGCUUUUUAUUCAAGCGCACCAUCCAUGAUGCCACCAGCAGCACCGGAGCCUUUGUCAACGCCUCGCCCAACAAUGAACCUAACAGUAUCACCGACAGCUUUGGCUUCAAUCGCACCAUCCGCAAAACCAUCGGUAGCACCAGUACCUUUGCCAACACCUGGUCCAACAAUAGAGCCAACAAUGACUACAACGAACCCAUCUGCUGUUCCGAGUCGUACUUCAACAGCAAGACCAACACCUGUACAAUCCCCUGGACCAACGCCAAAUCCUACCGUUACCCCUGCCACAUUCUGCUGUUCUGAAAAUUUGAAGGACUGCGAUAUCACUAGUCCCUGGUGUAAUAGCAGCGAACAAAGGUGCAACUCAUGCGAUGGGCACUACAUUGUACAAGGUAGCUGCCCUGCCACUGGGAUUGCCAAAUGGGAAGAGUGCACUAAUCAUGUGAAUCAUUGUUGUGCGAGGCUUCAAUGUGUCGUUCAAGCUCCAUCCUAUCGACAAUGUGAGUAG
Messenger RNA from Cylindrotheca closterium, 2799 nucleotides. The record is from the annotation of a GenBank genome assembly. NCBI's taxonomy places the organism in Eukaryota, Bacillariophyta, Bacillariophyceae, Bacillariales, Bacillariaceae.